AUGGCACAGCAGGCGCAGCAGGCGUCCACGUCGGGUCGCACUGCCGUGCGCGUUCCCGGACCCGUCGAGACAUCGAUGCAGCAGAAACUCAUCGAGGCAUUUCAGCCGCAGUUGAUCCGCAUCUCGAACGACUCGUCAAAGCACGCACACCAUGCUGCAAUGCGAGCGGCGGGCGGCGGCAACGGAGAGACCCACUUCGCCGUCGCCAUUGUCUCUUCGGCAUUUGAAGGGAAGACCCAGAUCGCGCGCCACCGCCUCGUUAACGGGCUGCUCAAGGACGAGUUUGACAUGGGCCUGCACGCGCUAUCACUGCGUCUCAAAACGCCGGCUGAGUGGGAGAAGACCGAUGGUGCCCAGGCCGCAUAG
This is a messenger RNA of Cutaneotrichosporon oleaginosum, 366 nucleotides long. RefSeq lists its product as uncharacterized. Gene Ontology annotation, cellular component: mitochondrial matrix. NCBI's taxonomy places the organism in Eukaryota, Fungi, Basidiomycota, Tremellomycetes, Trichosporonales, Trichosporonaceae. The record is from RefSeq and is a predicted model, not a curated record. Gene Ontology annotation, biological process: [4Fe-4S] cluster assembly.